GUUCAAAAGCAAUAUUUGAAACAGCUAUAAAUAAUUUAAUUCAAGCAUCUCCUGAUGCUCUACAGGAGAUUACAUUUAGCGAUAAUAAGUUAAUUAAAUCAGAAACAACGCAAUUACCUACGUUUACACUAACUAGUAAAAACCUUACCCUUAUCCCCACGCCGUCUAUUUUGUUGCAUAUUCGUAUAUUGGAUUUAUCACAUAACAAGCUUACUUCUAUUACUUUUAUUUCCAAUUUGAUUCAUCUACAAGAAGUAGACAUUCGUAAUAAUUGCAUAUCAAGUAUAAAUGGAGUGAACAGGUUAAGAUUUUUAAGAGUGCUAAAUGUUCAAUCAAAUUUAAUAGGAUCAUGGGAAGCAGUUAGAAAUGGUUUUGUGAAAUGGCAAGGUGGUGAAUGUAGAGUAUAUUUAUCUGGCAAUCCGUUUAUAGAUGAGAUCGGUAUAUUCAUAAACGAACGUGUAGAAAGCGAUUUCAGACGUGGACUGCCUUUUAUCACACUCGAUGCUGUCUCUGAUAAUGGUGAAAAUAAUGAAUAUA
Racocetra persica is the source of this 537-nucleotide messenger RNA. The record is from the annotation of a GenBank genome assembly. NCBI's taxonomy places the organism in Eukaryota, Fungi, Glomeromycota, Glomeromycetes, Diversisporales, Gigasporaceae.